Molecule: messenger RNA, 2259 nt
Organism: Diorhabda carinulata
Lineage: Eukaryota; Metazoa; Arthropoda; Insecta; Coleoptera; Chrysomelidae
Gene: Zw
Product: glucose-6-phosphate 1-dehydrogenase
Exons: 8
Coding region: 537-2102 (521 amino acids)
Biological process (GO): pentose-phosphate shunt, oxidative branch; glucose metabolic process
Cellular component (GO): cytosol
Molecular function (GO): NADP binding; glucose-6-phosphate dehydrogenase activity
Source: RefSeq, a predicted model, not a curated record
GUGCACUCAAUAUAUCUAAACACUAGUUAUAUUUUAAAAAAUUGUUGCCCUCGUACAAUUUGGCUUUAUAGACAAUCAUGAUAAUUUGUUCAACUAUUUCUUUGAAAUUAUUUUUAUACAGAAAGAAAUUAACACAACAAAACGAAAUUAUAAAUUGAGAUAAUUUGCAUUAAUCUUUUGCGCUGCUAACGUGUGGCCUGAAAAUCUCUCUCCGCCACUGAAUAUUGCAAAUUUGUUGGUUGGGUACUUACCUACCUUCAGAUUUAAAACAAAAAUUGCCGGUCAUGUCGUGCCAAUAGUUCCUUAGAUUAUCUACUUAUAAAGUAUACUCUACGUUCGUCACCUUAGAAAUCAUUAAAUAAAGUAACGUUGAAUCGUACAGAAUUGACUUUUCGUUAAUUCUUCAUUUGAUUUACCAGUGAUACCAUUAUUAACAGAGUUGGUCUGGAUUGUACUUUAUUGGAGGAAAUUAUUGGAUAUCUGUAAUCAACACACUCAAAUUUUAAAUUUCAUAUUAGGACGAAAUACAAUCUACGAUGGAAAAUGGACAAAUACAAUCCAAAAAUGCCGAAUUAUGCCUGUCUUUAUACAGAAAUUCUUUAAAAUCUAAAGAUAUGGAUCGAGGUGGAACUCAUUUUGACGGCCAGUAUCCUCAUGUUUUUGUUACACUAGGUGCUUCUGGUGAUUUAGCACGUAAAAAAAUUUAUCCGACCCUAUGGUGGUUGUUUAGAGAUAAUGUACUGCCUCUUAAUACUAUUUUCUAUGGUUACGCUAGGAGCAAAACUUCUGUAAAUGAAAUUCGACAAAAAUGUGAGCCAUACAUGAAGGUUAAACAGCAUGAACAUGAAAAGUAUGAAGAAUUUUGGAAAAUCAAUCACUAUAUGUCUGGCCAAUAUACUUCUCAAACUGAUUUUGAACUGUUGAAUAAGGAGAUUGAAAAAUUUGAGAAAGGUCCAGUUGCUAAUAGACUAUUUUAUUUAGCACUACCCCCUUCAGUAUAUGAGGAUGUUACAGUUCACAUAAAGAAUAAUUGUAUGGGUCAGAAAGGAUGGACUCGAAUUAUUAUUGAAAAACCUUUUGGUCGUGAUUUAGAAACUUCAAAUAAACUUUCUGCUCAUUUAAGUCACCUUUUCACUGAAUCCCAGCUGUACCGAAUAGACCAUUACUUGGGAAAAGAAAUGGUACAAAAUUUGAUGACACUUCGUUUUGGAAAUCGAAUUUUCAACCCUACAUGGAAUAGCGACCAUAUAGCCUCAAUACAAAUAAGUUUUAAAGAACCUUUCGGGACUGAAGGAAGAGGAGGAUAUUUUGAUGAAUUUGGUAUUAUUAGAGAUAUUAUGCAAAAUCACAUUCUACAAAUUUUAACAUUAGUAGCUAUGGAGAAGCCUGCUUCUAUUCAACCAGAUGAUAUAAGAAAUGAGAAGGUAAAAGUAUUAAGAAACAUUCCCCCUAUUCAAGUAAAAGACGUAGUUUUAGGCCAAUAUGUAGGCAAUCCCCAAGGGGAAGGAGAGGCUAAAUUGGGAUAUUUAGAUGAUCCAACAGUUCCUAAAGGUUCCGUUACUCCAACUUAUGCUUUAGCUGUUCUCCGAAUAAAUAAUGAGAGGUGGGAAGGCGUACCUUUUAUUCUUAGAUGUGGAAAAGCUCUAAACGAAAGAAAAGCUGAAGUGAGAAUACAAUUUAAAAACGUUCCUGGUGAUAUUUUUGCUGGUAAACCUAAGAGAAAUGAGUUAGUUAUCCGUGUUCAACCAGGAGAGGCAUUAUAUGUUAAACUUAUGGUGAAAACUCCAGGCAUGGCAUUUGAUAUGGAAGAAACUGAAUUGGACCUUACUUACAGCAGUAGAUAUGCGAAUGUUAAACUUCCAGAUGCAUAUGAACGUUUGAUUUUAGAUGUUUUCUGUGGUUCUCAAAUGCAUUUUGUUCGUUCUGAUGAAUUGAGUGAAGCAUGGCGGAUUUUCACUCCUCUGUUGCAUCAUAUCGAAAAAGAAAAAGUAAAACCCAUUCCAUAUAUGUAUGGAAGUCGAGGGCCUAAGGAAGCUGAUGAAUUGUUAUUAAAUAACAACUUCCAUUAUACAGGUUCAUACGUAUGGAAACCCAAAAUGUAGUAUAUAAAAUAUAUGAAAGAGGAUGCACAGAAGACAAUAAAUAUUCCAUUUUUUAAUUUUUUUGAAGAGGUUUAUUACUAUUAUUAUUAAAAUAUUAAGUACCAAUACAUUGUUAUUGUUGAAGGAAAUUGUUGGCAAUAAAAUAUUUUCCCAAAAA